CGCCCACAUGCCCUACCCGGGACUGACUCCAUUUCCGCCCAUGUGCCCUGGCCAUCAUUAUCUCCGCUCCAGAUUCAGGAUCUUUUAGUUGGCUUCUGAGGGUGUGAGAGCAAUUUUGGAGGGCAGAAUUUGGAGGAAUUUAAAAGAAAACAAUCUUCCUUCAGGAACAAGUGUGCCUCAAGGGUCCAAUCUAAUUGAAGGUCCAGUAAAAUUGGAUGUUCCCCCUCUGAUGAUCCAACUUCCUUGCCAGAAACAGAACCAACUUUGAAUCUGGAAUUUAGAACAGAUACCUGAGGAGAAGAGUCAGGAGUCAGGACAGACAGACCCAGGGUCACAGCAACAAUGGCCUUGUCAGUCCUAGUGAUGAUCAAGGAGGAGGUGACCUGUCCUGUCUGUCUGCACCUGAUGGUAGAACCUGUGAGUGCAGAUUGUGGUCACAGCUUCUGCCAUGUCUGCAUCACACUGAACUAUGAUUCUAGCAAAGGCAAAAAAGCAAAAGGCAUCUGCCCUGUGUGUGGAGUUAGUUUCCGAUUUGGGACUCUGAGAUCUAAUCGACAUGUGGCCAACAUAGUGGAGAGGCUGAAGAGGUUCAAGUGCUGCCCAGAGGAGAAGCAGAAGGUUUUUUACUGUCCGUGGCAUAGAGAGAAACUCCAGCUCUUAUGUGAGAAGGACAUGGUGGCCAUCUGCAACCUUUGUGAGGGAUCUCAGGAUCACCUUGAUCACAAACCAGCUCCCAUUGAAGAGGUGGCCUAUAAGUAUGAGGAGAAGCUCCAGGCUGCUCUGCAAAUGCAGAUGGCAAAUGAGAAAAGAUGUGAAGAAUGGGGAGAUGACUAUCGAAACGCCCUAACUUACUGGGUGAACCAAAUACACAGUGAGGAAGAAAAUGUGCAGAUGGAGUUUAAAGGGCUGCGGGAAUUCCUAGACUCCAAGGAGAAGAGUGAGCUGCAGAAGCUGAUGCAGGAGAAGGAAGGCAUCAUGAACAGCCUGGCAGAGUCUCAAACUGAGCUGGAGAAGCAGAGGGAGGCAGUGAGAGACCUCAUCUCAGAUGUGGAGCAUCAGCUGAAGUGCUCAACCAUUGAAAUGCUGCAGGGUGUGAAUUCUGUCCUAACAAGGAGCCAGGCCUUAAAAGUGAAACAACCUGAAAUGGUCCCAAGAAAACAGAGAAGGAUCUUCCGAGCUCCAGAUAUGAAAGGCAUGCUGCAAGUGUUUCAAGGGCUCAUGGAUGCCCAGCGCUACUGGGUUCAUGUGCCCCUGAGUCAAGUGCGUAAUGAACAUGUUGCCAUUAACAUGGAAAAAAGACAAAUACAACGUCAAAAUGGUUAUGGAAGAAAUUUGCCAAUUUCUGAGACCUAUAUUUUUGGUGUUCUGGGAUUUACAGAAUUAUAUGCAGGGAAACAUUACUGGGAAGUGGAUGUAUCUAAAUGUGACUCUUGGCUCCUGGGAUUAAAUGAUGGAAAAUGUGCUAAACCCCAACUUGAUACUCUGAAUGAAAAGGGCAUCAAAAGCAAAUAUGCUUCUGAAAUUGAACAACAUGUAAAUUAUCAGCAUGAAUAUGCCUUUGACUUUAGACACAAAUAUGAUUUUGAUAAUAAACAGUAUGGUUAUCAGUGUAAAUAUGAAGUUAAAGAUGAUUCUGAUAAAAAACUUCAUGUAAAUUAUCAGCCUAAACAUGGCUACUGGGUUAUAGGGAUGACGAAUAGGUCCGUAUAUAAUGCCUUUGUAGAGUGUUCUGUCACUCACAAUGCCAGUGUCUUGGUUCUCUCUCUGACUCGUCCUCCCAGUCGUGUUGGAGUUUUCCUGGACAGAGAAGCUUGCACUCUCUCAUUUUAUGAUGUUUCCAACCACGGAGCUCUCAUCUAUAAAUUCUAUGAACCUUCCUUUCCUGAUGCAGUUUUUCCAUAUUUUAAUCCUAUGGAAUCAUCAGAGCCCAUGACAGUCUGUGGACCACCACCCUCCUAAUCUCUCGCCCAUGUCUGAUGUCUGUUGGAUCUCAUGGGCCUGAGCUUUCUAGCAUCAUUUUUGCUCUUUCUACCUUUGGUCUUUCCGUUUCAGUGACCUUCACUUCAGUGUGGGUUCUUUUCCUUCAUCCAGUUGUUUGUCAUUUCCCACAUUCCCAAAGAAAUGACUCUGCCCCAUUAGCUAAGACUUCCGCUACCCUCCCCCUCUCAUUCUGUGGUGACACAAAUGGAAGCCAGGGCCUUGUGCAUGCUGAGGAUUUAACCCCAUUCUUUUUGUCACUGACAAAAACAUUAAGGAAAGAUCUUCUCCAGCUCCUCUAUUAGUUUUGAAAAUUCUAUGUAGAAGUGUCUAGCCUAGGAAUGAGCUCUUAGUGUUAGGUCAGUUUAACCACAAUGUUGUGCUUCAUCAGAAUUUAAGAAGAAAUCUCCAAUGGUACCCACUAAGUCAGUGUGUUCAGAGUACCUGGUUCUACUCCUGCCACUACACAUAGCAAGGUCAGCCUAAAUAAUAUCCUCAAAAGCUCAAAAAGCUUUGUGGGUUUCUUUUUGUGGGGGGGGGCAGGGUUGUUUUUUACACUUUUACUGUGAAGAGUGCAUACAUACUGUAGGUCUGUACAAGAAAAUGAAGUUGAAAUCUAUUAGAAAGCUCUGAAGGAAAAAGCAUUUUCCUCUAAGCCCAGGGACUUGAGUUCAGUCAUUUAAACCACAUGAUAGAAGAAGGCAGCUCUACUUGUUUCUUAUCAAAUAUGUUAAAUCCUGUGGCUUUCCAUUUUACAAUGAAUGAUAGUGAUGACAAUGAUACCAGUAAACUUUGUGGUGUGUUGUGAAAUGUAAACAAUAGAAUGUUUCUAGGAACUUAUGCAUGUAAAUGGUAUCCACCAUGGUGUCAGUUUUGUCAUAUUCUCACUGAGACUGUAAUAAAGGAUUGUUGAGAUUGA
Molecule: messenger RNA, 2896 nt
Organism: Mesocricetus auratus (golden hamster)
Lineage: Eukaryota; Metazoa; Chordata; Mammalia; Rodentia; Cricetidae
Product: tripartite motif-containing protein 30A
Exons: 9
Coding region: 343-1959 (538 amino acids)
Molecular function (GO): protein binding; zinc ion binding
Source: RefSeq, a predicted model, not a curated record